Topomyia yanbarensis is the source of this 5811-nucleotide messenger RNA. It is a transcript of the gene mxc, whose product is annotated as mucin-2. The transcript is spliced from 5 exons. Lineage: Eukaryota; Metazoa; Arthropoda; Insecta; Diptera; Culicidae. The record is from RefSeq and is a predicted model, not a curated record. Gene Ontology annotation, molecular function: protein binding. The coding region runs from base 72 to 5558 and encodes 1828 amino acids.
CACGCGGGGAUGCGAAUCUGCGCUUGAUACAUUUCGAUUUCGUUGGCAAUUGUUAGGAAACGGGUGAAAAAAUGGAAGUUGUUUUGCACUCGGAAAUCGCCCGGGUAGUUUUGGCCUACCUGUACGAGCAAAAACUAAACCAGGCAGCGGAAGAAUUUUGCAAUUCCAGCCAACAUCUAAGGGAGGAACGGAAGGUGCUGAAACGGGGCUAUCGUCCAGUUAUGUAUUCCAGCCUUAAAUUAACGGAUUUAUUCCGGGAAUACAGCGAGAUUCAGAUGAAAUUAAAAAACUUUGUUGAAAAGUUUAACGUUGGAGUUUCAAUUCAAAGCGAUUGGACGCUAAUGAAGAAAGUUGACUUCCUGUUGUCAAUGGUGGCACGAAGAUGUAAUCGGAAGCCAAAUUCUAAAGCAGCUGUUGCAGAAGAGGACAGCGAGCUUCAGCGGAGACAGGUAUCGGGUGCAAAUGGUGCUAGUCGGCGAAAGCGAAUAAAUUUGUCGCCUCCACAAUCGAUGGCCAGUAGUAGUACCCCGGAAACUGGUGAGCCGAGGCUGAAGCGGAUUUGUUUAAGUCAGUCUUUCAUUGUGUUGAAUGAAAGCGCUGUUGCGGUGGGGAAUAAUUUGUCGAAUCUGUCGCAUAUCUCGCCCAUUGAGGAUGGGGAUUCCAGUCGGGAUUCGGUCGAAGAGGGCGUAGAUGACUGUCAGCCUAAAGAUGAACCAGAGAACGAGGAGGAGCUAAGAAAGUUUCCACCAAUCGAUCUGUUUUCGCAGACGUUGCUGGAAAACGAAAGCUACCCGGAGAAGCUUGCGGAUUUGAUUAACAAGGGGUUGGAAACGUCCCUAAAUCAGCAGCAGUCGGAUCCUAUGGAAGGAACUUCUCUGAAAGCAACGAAAGUAGAUGAAUCAUCUAAACAACAGAAGCAGGAUAAUCAUUUGCUGAAUUUUAACUUUGAAGAAUUGAUAUCCAACAUUGUCAACAAUGCGGUAAAAGAUCCAGUUUUCGACGACAUGAUGGUUGAUAUCAGCAGCAAGGCUGGUAAGGGCGAAAAUGAAAAAGAAGAUGAAGUGGAAGAACCGUUGCCGGUAACGGAAACACCACUCAAGGCCAGGCUGAGGAAAACUUGUAAAAAGAAUUACAACUUAUUUUCUGCGACGAAGAAAUCGACGAAAAAAGUAAGCGUAAUUUCGAAUGUUCCAUAUUCUGGAUCCUUACCGGAAGUCGUAAGUGCCGUCCCGCCCGAAACCGUUUCUGUUGCUAGAGACAUCGUUCAACCGACUGUUUCCUCUACGGCGGAGGAAGAUCCGACUCCGGCCGCUUCGACGACUCAGUUCUAUGUCAUUCAACCGGACAACUCAACGAAAGUGAUGGACAUCAACCAACUGCAGUUUCCUACCCACCAACCACUCAGCGUAGCUCAAACGAACACGCUCCCGCAGGCACCGCCAACUUUGCUACCCAUUUGUGGCACCGGGAUACCGGAGAACACCUACUUCAUAAACAUCCCCAAUUAUUACUUCGAUCCUAGCUCGCAGUAUCCGGUGGUACUCAACACUUACAACUCCUCACUCGCGGAACAGUUAGUAAGUAAUUCGGCGAUUUCCUUGGCUGACACAACACCCAGUCCGGACAAAUUCCUCAUUUUUCCUUCCUCUUCAUCAACUGUUGCUGUCAGUAACAGCACCUUAACGACGUCUGCUCUCAACACGUGUAACGUAUCGACGGCCAACACGGUCACCGCCAUCAAUAGUAUAAGUUCCGCAUUUGUACCGAUUCAAGCCAAACCGGAAGUCAAACGGACACCUCCAAAUUUUAUCGUCACCAACGCCGAAACUCGGUGCUCCUCUACGCCGAGCAGAAAAGCCUCACACAUUCGGAUACUGAACUUUCACACACCUGCCAAACAUCAGUUCCCACCGACAACGACUCCUGGGUCCGCUCCGGCUUCCGUAGAUCAUCGCAUAAUUUACCCGUCUCGAAUCCCGAAACUGGAGUGCAUUGAUGAGAGCUCCCAACCUCAACCGGAGCUUUUGAAUACCCCUUCCACUAGCCAGAUCACCCUCGCAGGUGACUGGGACUCGGUCCACGGCAUAGGGGCUAUCACUUCCAGCGCAGCCCCUGCAAAUCCAAAUUCCGUCUCGAAUACACCGCGAGUAGCGAAAGAUCCUCGUAGUUGCGUUCGAGUUUUGUCACGUUCAGCCAGCGAAGAUGGGGACAAACCGAACACACCACCGAUGGUUGAGAUACCCAUCACAGAAAUCCGCAAGCAAAUGCCAUCGAUUACCAAGACAAGAGUUACGGCUCCGGCUCAGCCAACCACGCCUCAACCGGUCAAUCAGAUCGAUAUGGAGGAGUGGCGACGAAUCCGUUCCGUUUCCAAGUUUAACUUCGAUCAGCAUCUGCGGCAAGUCGAGGAGCAGAAACAGUUACGCAGCAAAGUUCCCAAACCAAGGCGCAAAAAAGCUCCUCCGCGAAAGUCGCAGGAUACGGCUAGCGCCGCGGAUGCUUCUGCUAAUGCAUCGGCGGAAACCACUAUCGAGGGAGACCUAUCGAUAACGGAAGCGCACGCGCAGAUGCUCGAGGAUGCACUGGCUUCGGCUAAGAAAACCGGUGCCGCUGCUGGGAAGACACCGGCUAAGACACCUUCUAGCAGGGUGAAAGCACCGGCCCAGGACGAGGAAGAACAGCCAGAGCCGAGUAAGAUUUAUGUUAAGUUUACGUCCCCACGGAAGAAGACUCCGGCCAAACGGCGACUGUCGAAGAGUGGUGGUGGUGGUAGCAGCAGUAGAAAGUCGGCUAGAAAGAGAAAGUCUAGCAGUCCGAAGACGAAGGUCACGGAGAAAAAACGAACGGGGAAGGAUAAAUCAAAGAUAGUCAAACUGGAAUCCUCCAUUGAACCGGAACAAGAAACUGUAGUCGAAGAGCAGCCAGUUUCUGCCACAGAACCAACAGCUCAUUCUGAAGAGCAAUCGGUUCCUUCAACAGAACCACCAGCUCCACCCGAAGAGAAACCGACUCUUCCUUCAGAGCCACCCGCUCCCCCCGAAGAGCAGCCGACUCUUCCUUCAGAUCCACCUGCUCCUCCCCAAGAGCAGCCAGCCCUUUCUGUAGAACCGCCUGCCCCUACCGAGGUGCCACCGGCUCUUCCCGUCGAACCACUUGCUCCCUCAGACCCUCCCAAAGCGGUAAAAGAUCACCCCAAACUACUGGCGAAGAAAUCCAGUGCCGAAUACACACGCAAAGAGCAAGAACAGCAACAACUGCAGCAGGACACUGCAGCAUCGAACAAUGAUCCAACGCCCCAAAAAAAUCCAGAUAAGUCUGAGCCCGCACCGUUCCACAUACCGACAGACUGCACGCUCGCAUCUUCCCUGCUCAUGCAAACACCGUUCAAAAACGAAAUGGACAGUUUUCCCAUUACUCCACGGUUUCUCAUUCCCGAGCAGCUCCUGGACACACCGAUGACCAAAAUCAUGCGCGACCUCAAGGGUCUCGAUGCCAGCUCGUCGAUGACGAAAUCCUGCGAAAUCCAGACUCCCAACUUCCCCAUCACUCCCGGGUUGAUCAGUACCCCGAAAUCGACUAAUUCGGUGAGUCCACAAAGCAACACCGGGGGAGGAUUUAGCUCCCGCAGAACGGAUUACUCAUCCGGCAGUUCGUACUAUAAACCCGACGAAUCAGAAGAUUUAGAUAAAAAUCUCGAAGCGAUGCUGCACGGUGAAAGAAAGAAGCGAAUACAAUCGGAAGCCACCACUACAGCAAUAGAGGAACUCAAAUGCUCAACAGAAGAAGAAAUUCAACAAGAAACGAAAGAACAACCUGUAUUGGAGCCUGAUCCACCAGCACCUCCUCCGCCACCGGCGCCAGCGGACCCAAAUUCUUCGAGUUCUGAUUCAAGCAGCAGCUCUGAUUCCUCCUCCGAUUCUAGUAGUGCAGCCAGCACCCCUGAAAAGACACCCGGCAAAAAGCUACUUCCACCGACUACCGCAAGUCCAAAGACCGCCACUCCAGUGAAGUCUCCCAGUCCUAACGAAGUUCGCCGUCGUUUCCAACUGGCAGAACUAGAAGCAAAGAAGCAGCGAAUUUUAGCCUGUUUGAAAACAACUCAUGUCCCUCCUCUAAAAAGGAUCGAGCGGAAAUUCAUCGGCCCCCCUGCAUUUAAAAGUAGGAAAGUGAUCGUUACUCGUAAAGAACAAACCUUGAGCCGAGUUUCUGUGAAAGCAGCCCAGCCUCAAUCAUCCAGCAACCGAACCCCUUUCAUUGCGAAACCGCACCAAGCGACUCCUUAUCAAACAAGAUCUACCUCCGCCUCGUCAAAACGCAAAAAUCCCACGCCCCGCAAAAUUAUCCAUCUAGAUGAAGUAAUCAGUCCUGUAAAGAAAUGUUCACCCCGGAGAAAAGCGAAAACGACUACCAUUCCGGUUCCAGAUUCGCCCCAAGCCAAAAAAGUCCCCCUCAAAACAGACAACCAGCUGAUCGAGGGGACGUACGAAAAUGAAAAUCUCACGCGAUUAUGUUACACCCCCGAUCAGGAGCAGUCCUGUGCGGAAACGAAUCCUCCGGGGCCGGGCAAACAGAUUUACGCCUUCCGAAGUCCCGAUAGAGAAAAGGACGACAGCACGACGAAAAAUGAAGCUACUCCCGAAUCCAACAAGGAGAACCAAUCGCUGGAAGUUGCCGACAGGAGUGAUCGGACGGAAGCAGGUGAAGUACAAAGUGAGGAAGAGGAAGAUGUGGACGAUUAUGACGAGUGUUCCUUUAAAUCCUGUUACGAAGACACAGUGUCCGGUUGCUAUUUUGGUUUCGUUUUUGAUGAGGAAAAAUCGAUCCGCACCAGCGUCGUCGAAAGUCGGCUGAUAAAAAAAUUUAACAUCAUACUUGACGACAGAAAAAUUUGCCUCGACGCACAGGAACCAAUCUGUUUUUUAGAACAGCAACCAGUGGUGUUGGAGAGUUCAAAAAAGUCUAGCAAAUCCUCGAAAAGUUCAACUAAAAAGGUAUCCAGCAAACCGGCGGAGGUUCCACCCCCGAAAGAAUCUGAAGCAGCUUCAUGCGCUAAAACGGUGCCAGCUGUGACAGUCCCAGUGAAAGCCAAAUUUAACGUCAUAUCGGCAGUGAGGAAUUCAAAGCAUACGACAACGGGGGGAGCAUCCGCGCAACACCGGAGUUCAUCAGUCGGUGAAGUUAAAAAACAGCCCCGGGAAUCAGUGACGUCCAGGCCGUACCAGGGCAAGGAAACGGGUUCUAAAAUUGACGAGCAACGAGGGAAUGAUAAAAAAUCAACUGCCGCAGCAACUGUCGAACCGAGCAAAAGGACAGAACACAGUAGAUCUCCGUCCCCAAAAAUGCCGCUAAAACUGGACAUGAAAAAGCGCCAACAAGCACAACAGUCAGUUCUAUCGAGUGCUAUCGUACCGAAACAACAGCCAUCGCAACCGGCAUCACCAGCGAGGCAAGCGUCCUCUCCUGUGCCGCCAGAGAUUCCUUUGAAAAAGGAAUCGAAACAGACAAAAGAUAUACCAGAAUACGACAUUGCCGAAGUGCUUACCCUCAUACAUGGGUAGUGGCCGGCAGUGAUCCUGAGUGAUCUAGAUAAUGUCCUUACGUGAACUAUUAUUUGACGAAAGCUUACAUCCUUGUACCUAUAGCAUCCGUUGGUAAUUUAGAAAACAAGGUUUUUCUCCGUUAACUCGUAUGAUUAAUCGCUUCUUUCUGUUGCAAGUACAAUUUAGUAGGCGCAGUUUAGUACUGUACAACAUUUGCAUAGUUUAUGCAAAUGUGUAUACUAGUUUAGUAAUACAAAAAACGCUUUUAUUA